This is a messenger RNA of Miscanthus lutarioriparius, 600 nucleotides long. NCBI's taxonomy places the organism in Eukaryota, Viridiplantae, Streptophyta, Magnoliopsida, Poales, Poaceae. The record is from the annotation of a GenBank genome assembly.
AUGUGUGGCGGAGCCAUCAUCGCCGACUUCUUCCCCGCCGACGCCCGUCGCCCGGCAACCGACGACACCAUCUCCGCCUCCCUCCUCUCCUCCGGCGAGGACCAUCUGGAGCUGCCGGCCAGGCUGCCGGCGCCGGGGCGCAAGACGGCGUACCGCGGGAUCCGGCGCCGUCCCUGGGGCCGCUGGGCGGCGGAGAUCCGCGACCCGCGGAAGGGCGCCCGCGUCUGGCUCGGCACCUACGCCACCCCGGAGGACGCCGCGCGCGCCUACGACGCUGCGGCGCGCGAGAUCCGCGGGCCCAAGGCCAAGCUCAACUUCCCGCCCGCCGUGGGCGCUGGCGGCGGCGGCGGCGCGCGCGAGCCGGUGGCCAUGAGGCGCCGGAAGUCCGCCGCUGCGGCGGCCGAGGAGAGCUCGGGCUCGUCUCCGGCGGCGAAGACCGUCGUGGCGGGCGGCGGCGGCGGAGGAGGACGAGGAAAGGAGACGCUGCGUGACUGCAUGUCCGGGCUGGAGGCCUUCCUGGGGCUGCAGGAGGAAGCCGAAGCGGCCGACGAGGGUGGCGACGUGGAGGCGUGGGACGCCGUGGACCUCAUGUUCGCGUAG